Messenger RNA from Styela clava, 1110 nucleotides. RefSeq lists its product as uncharacterized. The record is from RefSeq and is a predicted model, not a curated record. Lineage: Eukaryota; Metazoa; Chordata; Ascidiacea; Stolidobranchia; Styelidae.
AUGAAGCUAACUAGCGACAACUCGACAGUGGCAUAUUUCACAAUACCGGCUCUCCGGGAAUACAAUCCGAAAUCAGUCUUUCACAUUAAGACUAUCUGUCGAGUGGUUAAUGCUGUACUUUUGGCGUGCACUAUGUACAUUAUAAUCAGCUUGAUAAUAUAUGGUAUAAAAAAUCAUAGAUGGAAGAAAUCAACAGGGAUAUCCAACGUAAAUGGUGGAGUCAUUUACACCGCAUGCAUUGUAGCUGUUAUUCUAUUUCUUCCCAGACUUGUAGCAGACGCCGUGCUUAUAAACAUUUCGCUCAUACCUGGAGGUUUACAAAUGUGCGAAGUGGUAUUUGACAUCACUAACGGUGCAUACACCUUAGCAGCAUUUGCGAUCUAUUCUUUUUUAUGGUUUCGACAACUACUUAUUUAUGCACAGCCGACGGUACGACAAAUGACAGGAAAAUACGCCAAUCCUCUUGGGUGGUUUGCAAUGUCUCUUCUGAUCAUCAUGAGCCUUGGACUAACUGUUAUGUUUACUCUCCCUACAUCAUUUGAAUCACUCCCUUACGGUUGUGUCAUCAAUUUACGUGCCAACCUGACAGAUUUGGAAUAUUUUUUCAAAGGAUCCGGUCCAUAUUUGAUGGUAGGACUCCAAAUAUUGGCACAACUGAUACUAUUGGGCUUGUUCAUUUAUCCGUUGGCGCUCAGCAAUUCUGCAGUCCACGAAAACAAUAAUAUAUCACGAGGGAACGAUCCAUCAGAAACCGGAAUCAAAUUUUACAAAAUAAAACGCCUCUUUUCCGCAAUUUGGCGAAUGAUAAAGGGCGACCCCGAUGCAAAUAUAGUGUCACGAACUAUACAUCGAUCUAUGGUGUGCUGCUCUAUUACAAUUUCAUCCGAUAUUUUCACGAUGGCAAUUGUAUUAAGUAUCCCAGAGGAAAAUCUUGACAUUCCACGAGUGUUGCCGACUACCCUUUAUGAUAUUAGUAUCAUGAUAAACGUGUUCUGUAUUGUGGCAACAUUUCAAAAUACCAGAGGAAUUUUAAAAACACUGUUCUCAGGCUGUGCUCAAAAUAUAGAAAGAACGCAGGAACCUCAAAUCUCAGAGACAACAAUCCUAUGA